UUCUUUGCUACUUUCCAUGUGACGCUGACCUAUUUAAAAUUAUAUUCCUACUCUCACUCCCCACCCUCUUGCAUUGAAAUCCCCUCUCUCCUACUUCUACUUCACUCACCGUCACUCACUCUCCAGAUUCUCCAUCCCAAUUCAAUCAAAAUUUUUAUGUUUAAACCCCAAACCAAUCUUGCAGAGGAGAACCCAGAUUUCAGAAAUGGCUCGAUUUGUGAAUUUCGGAGCCACGACCAGGAGGGUAUUUCUGCUCUUUCUUGUUUUGGUUCUGUUUGCUGCGGCUUCUCUGCUAUGCGUUUGCGCCGAAUCUGAAUCGAGAAAUGGAGAAUCGAUACGGAGAGGAAGAAGAAUUCUGCAGGAGGAGCAGCCGAAGAAGAAGAAGUCCGGCGAUGCCUUGCCCACCAAAAUCCAGAACAAGGUCAUUAAAGAGUCCACAACAAACCAGACCAAGCUCAUUAAGAACAGUUUGUCGUCGAAGAACAAGACCACUCUCGGCAAAGCUGCGAAUUCGACGAAGCCGACAUCCGGCAGCAUCAUUUCGAAGGUUGGGAUUAAGAAACUCAAUUCCACCGGCAAGCUCCCAAAGCUAAAUUCCACAUCGAAAUCCUCCAAUUCUACCAAAACCAGUUCGUACUCUGCCAAGAAAUUCUCAGAUCUACCCAAAUUAAGCACAUCCAAGAACAAAACGACGACGCCCACUUCCCCAAAACAGUCCCAAUCCCUUCUCGACAAAGCAAAAAAGGACCAGAAAUCAGAGAAGAAACCAAUUCAGGAGAAACCCAAUAAACAAGGGCAGGCAAAAGCAAAAGCCAGUUGGAUGGAGGAAGAUGAAGACGAUGACUUAGUGUCGGAAUUCAGAGAUCUGCCGACGAAAUUUCAGGAGAGUGUGAUCCCAGACCUGGCGAAAAUCUCUUCCAGUUCCAAGGCUUACAUUACGAAAGCCAACAAACAAAUGACAAUGGGAUUCAAACCCAUCGUGGGCAACAAGUACGCCUCCACCAUCGCUUCCCUAAUCUCCUUCGCGUUCAUUUUGAUUCCGUUAAUCUUGGUUAGUCUGUUAUUCAAUCGAAUCAAGGCUUAUUUCUCGCUCCAAAAGCUCCUCAUAUUCAUCCAAGUCUACCUCUCAAUCUACUUCGGCAUCCUGUGCUUAUCCUCCCUGGUGACGGGGCUGGAGCCCCUCAAGUUUUUCUACUCUACUUCGCAGUCCACGUACAUGUGUUUACAGGUGAUGCAGACCCUAGGAUACAUCUUGUAUCUGCUGCUCCUGGUGAUGUAUCUGGUGCUGGUGUUCUCCACCGAUUGUGGGCUGGGCUCCAGGAUGCUGGGCCUGGCCCAGACCUUCGUCGGGUAUGCCGUCGGCCUGCAUUACUACGUGUCGGUGUUCCACAGGAUGGUUCUGCACCAGCCGCCGAGGACCAAUUGGAAAGUCCACGGGAUUUACGCCACGUGUUUUCUGGUCAUCUGUGCCUUGGCCGGGGCCGAGAGGAGGAAGAAGGCUUACUUGGAAGAAGGCGGGGCAGAGGGCAAGAAAAGUUGAUUUGAUUACAUACAUCAUAAAUGUGAUACUUAUUUUUUGUUUUACCAAAUAUUUAUUGGCUGCGACCAAGAAUAAUCUUGUUGUUUUUGAGUCUCUUACUUUUUCGUCGGGCAGUGGCAAAAUGAAAAGAACGGGUGCCAAUUGCCAAUGCAAAGAUGGAACAGCAAAAAUGAAUAUGAGUUUAAUUUCUUUAUCGUAUUUUGGUACUGGCAAGAUUCGAAGGUGAAGCGGCAGUAAGAGUGAUUUUGUCUGUUUCAGGAGGUGGGAAAAAAGUGGUGUCGGUGGCCGCGACGCAACGGAGAGGGAAAAAUUUGUGCUCUGGGUUGUUUUAAUUUAUGAAUAUAUGCAGCACCGACUUGU
Messenger RNA from Momordica charantia (bitter melon), 1900 nucleotides. Its product is annotated as cell wall integrity/stress response component-like protein. The record is from RefSeq and is a predicted model, not a curated record. NCBI's taxonomy places the organism in Eukaryota, Viridiplantae, Streptophyta, Magnoliopsida, Cucurbitales, Cucurbitaceae.